AGCAUCAUGGCUGCCGCGCUGACCUCCGAAGAAACAACACUACUUUCUUACCUUUCUCACUUCUCGAACGUCCUUGUAAAGGAUGUGAGUCUACAAAAAGGAAAAGGUCUCUUUGCCAAGAAGGAUUUCAGAGAAGGAGAGCUCAUUUUUGAAGAAAAGCCGUUGAUUUGUGGCCAGUUUUUGUGGAAUUCUCUCUACAAGUACACAGCUUGUUCUCAUUGUUUGAGGUCUUUGGAAACAGCUGAGCAGAUGGCGCGUAGGUUAUCGGGAAAUGACAGCUUGGAACUUCCUUAUGCAUCCAAGUGCUGUGAAAUUACACGUAUGGGACUUAAAAUUAUUAGCUGCCAUAACUGUCAGGUUAAAUAUUGCAGUGAAGAGUGUAGACAGCGUGCAUGGGAUCACUACCACAGGACUCUUUGUUUGGGACAAAAUGAAGGAGAUCCCAGCCAUCCUCUAGAACAGCUACAAGAAUCCUGGAGAAAAAUGCACUAUCCCCCAGAAACUGCAAGUGUGAUGCUUAUUGCACAAAUGAUUGCAACAGUAUUGCAAGCACCAGAUCCCAAGAAGAUGCAGGAUGUAUUUGAAUCUUUUUGCCACUCUGUGGUGAAUAGAGGGCAACAAAUUGUUCACAAAUUACUAGGAGAUCAGUUUAAGGAGCAGUUAGACAUCCUACGAGUACAAAUGUCCAAUGCUCUGUAUGAUGAGAAAUUAGAGGAGUGGUUUAAAAUGGAGGGUUUCCUGUCACUGAUGGCUCUUGUGGGAAUCAACGGGCAAGGAAUUGGAACAAGCUCCUUGAGUGUUUAUGUUCACAAUCUUGAAAACCUUGGAGAUAUAACUGAAGAUGAACGGCAAGCCCUGGAUAUUUUUAUCGAUCAACUUUAUGAAGAAAUGUAUAAUGUUUCUGGGCAGUUUCUCAACUGUGAAGGUUCUGGUUUGUAUGCACUGCAAAGUUCAUGUAAUCCAAGUUGUGAGCCUAACGCUGAAGUCACUUUCCCCCACAAUAACUCAACAUUGGUAUUAAAGGCUCUCCAUGAUAUUAAAGAGGGCGAGGAAAUAGUCAUUUGUUAUCUGAACUGUUGUGAUCGAGAACGAAGCCGACACUCAAGACAGCGUUUACUAAGGGAAAAUUACCUGUUCAACUGUACUUGCCCUAAAUGUGAAUCACAAUCAGGUGACCCGGAUGUGACAUCAAGUGAAGACGACGAUGAUUCUAUGGAACAAGACUCUUGACAUUGACCUUGGCUUUUUCUUUUCAUCACGGGAAACAGAGAGUUUGUCAAGUAUACUGCCAAUGUUGUAUUUCACCUGGAGAUGCCCUAUCUCGAGUAUUACUCUCUGGGUUUAUGUUGCAGAAAGUGGAGCUACGCUAUUGGUGGGAAUAUGGUGAUGAGAAAACAAGAAUAAAUAAGUUGAAUGAU
This is a messenger RNA of Pocillopora verrucosa, 1418 nucleotides long. RefSeq names its product histone-lysine N-trimethyltransferase SMYD5-like. Gene Ontology annotation, biological process: negative regulation of gene expression, epigenetic. The record is from RefSeq and is a predicted model, not a curated record. Lineage: Eukaryota; Metazoa; Cnidaria; Anthozoa; Scleractinia; Pocilloporidae. Gene Ontology annotation, molecular function: histone H4K20 methyltransferase activity; protein binding.